AUGAUAAAAAUUGAUGAGGAAUCUUAAUCAGUUGGUGAAAAAAGUUAUGUAUCAGGUAUAGUGAAUCCAUUAUAGAAAUUGACUCCGCUAGCAGAAAUAACUUUAGCCGAAAAGUUUUUUCCUACUAAAGUAGAAAAAAAUGUGAUGCAGACAAUAAAAGCAUUUAGUAGAAAAGAUAAUUAAGAUGUAGAAAUGCCAGAGCUAAUGCAGCAGGAAGACCACGUUUAGGUAUAGUUAGUGGCAAACAAUUUUAAGAUCAUUAUAUCUGGGUUUAAUUGCGAUAGUAUGGGAGAUAAAUAAAAAGAAAAAUAGAGAAGAGAAAAGUAAAUAGAAAAUAUAAAGAAAGCAAUUAUGAAUACAGAGAGUAAUAAAUUUGUAACUGAUAUAACAAUAAUGAAUUGUAAAAUGGAUGUAUUUCAUAUUAUAAAUAUGCUCUGUAAGAAGGUACCAGGAUUCAAAGAUAAAAUAAUAAUCAAAAUAUUAGGUUGCUCAAAAAGCGUUCUCAAUAUUAUGAUGCUUAAAAGAUUUAUUUAUAGUUAAAGGAGGGAUAUUAGAGUUAUAGAGUUGAAUUAGGUCUAGUUACAUACAGAAAACUCACUUCAUACUUUAUAUUAAGGAAAUUUUAUUAUGCAAUUUAUCAGAUAAAAGUUAAUUCUUUCGAGAGACUAAGCUGUAAGAAUACUUUUUCUUGAAGAUUAUUUGAAGCCACAAAUUCUUCCUUAAAUAAAUUAAAUUAAUAUUUCUCUGUAACCAUUAAUACCACUCAAGAUUAUGGAUGCUUAGCAGUAAAAGUGGGAGCAAGUCAAGUAUGAGAAUGCUUUAUUAGAUUUAGAAGAAGAAUUAAUGGCUCAUAUACUAAUGAGAAAUAACCUUAACUUCCUAUUUGAAAUUGCUAGAGGCUAUACAAUUGAUGAAAAUACAUUUAAUAGUAAGAAGGGAUUAUAAUAUACAUUAGAUACUUUGUAAUAUAAUGAAAGUUCUAUUUAAGAAGUAACAUUUAUAAAUUUGUAUAAGCCGAACUUAAGCAUUUUCAAAAUAGUCAUUUCUAAGCUAAGAAAUCUUAAAUUAAAAAGUAUAUGUUUUGUAAAUGUGCCUCUUCUAAUUGACCAUUUAAUUAUAGUUAAAAAUUUGCUAUGGUGGAAUAAAAACCAUUUAUAGUAAAUAGUAUUUGGAGGCAAUCACAUGAAUGAAACAGAAUUCUGUUUCUUACUACAUAGCAAAAAUUUAGAUAUUUUAGAUUUUAAAAGCUUGAAUUCUCUUUAAAUUUUUGAUAAUGAUUAUGUUAUUAAAUCGUAGUCAUACCUUAAAGUAAUGAAGUAAUUCUAAUCUAUUAUUGAUGAAAAAAACGAAAAAAUGGCGAAAAAAUAGAAUGAUAAAACGAAAUAAAAAGAAAAGAGCCCAAAAAAAGAAAUUGAAGUUCAAAUAAAAAAUGAUUAAAUUAAAUAAGUUUAAAAAGAUAAUGUUGGAAAAAUUGAUAAAAAUAAAGAUACUAAACCUGCUUCUAAUUUGGUUCCUAAUAGCAAUUAAACUUAAAUUAUUUUAACAACAUAGAAUAACUUAACACAGAUAGAUGAAUAAGAUUUACUGAAGGAUUAAAAUCAAAAAAAGCUACUAUAAAUAGUAGAUUUAAUGAAUAAUUAAAAUGAAGAAGGAGAAGUUAAAAAGGAUUAAAAUAUAGGAAGAAGAGUAGAGAGUUAAGCAGUGAUUGAGGGAGAGACUAACAGUAAUUUUAAAAACAAUUUAUCUAUCUCUAUUUAAAAGACUGAUAAUUUGCAGAAUUAAUUUACUGACGAAAGCCCUAAAAAAAAUACUUAGCUUGGAUUUAAUAAGCAGUAAUUAGAAAAUAUUAAUGCUGCUUAACUGAAUAACGAUAAUUUACCCAAAAAAACCAAUCAAAAUGAUUUAAGUAUAUCUACUUGUAAUAUCGAAGCAGAGCAAGAAGGGAAUAUUAAUUCUGUUUAUGAAACAGAAAAAAUUUAAACUGCAUAAUAAUAUAAAAAAGAGGACUUUACUUAAAAAAAGAAAAUGAUUAACUCUCACGAUUACAGACAUAAAAUAAGAGAUAAUUAAAACCAAAGAGAGUUUAAUAAAUAAUAAAAGAAACUUGAACUUAAAAAGAAAGAAUAAGAUAUGUAAUUAUAAAAUAUAUAAAAGGCUGCACUCAAAAAGGAUGGUUAAAAAACAAAGAAAAAAAUUUAAUUUGAUCCAGAUUUAAAUAAAGAAAGAGAACCAAAAAAUAGCUUGUUGCAGCAAAUUCAAUAAAAACUUUCAAAAAAAGAGGCAAGAAAAAAAAGUAAAUAGUUUUAUUAAUUUCAGAGUGUUGAUAAACUCAGAGGUGAAGUGUAAGAUUUUUACUAAAUUGAAUGUGAUGAGUUAUUCAGAGCUGAAAAUGAGGAUUCUUUAACAGCUAUUAUAAAAAAUCAUUAUCUUUAAAAGGACUACAACUUAAAGCUAGAUUUGACUAGAGUUAAUUUAAAAAAAUGCAGUUAGCAUACAGAAAACUAUUUAAUUGAUUAUAUUUGUUAGAGUAAGAGGCUUGAAGAAGUUAUCUUAGUCUAGUAUAAUGAGAAUUUUGCUUUUACUUUAUCAAGUAAAAUCAAAGAGUUUAACAAAACCUUCGAGGUGUUUGAGAUAUCUUUUAAGCUUUCCUAAGACUCUAUCAUAUAAAUUUAGUAAGAAUACUUUUGUUAUUUACUUGAGGCAGUUCUUUUUUCAUCCAAAAAAGUAGUUAUAAAAAAUUUAGACAUCAAAGAUAACUAGCUUAUUAUUGAAAUAAAUGAGAUUUUGAGAAAAUUAGAAGAGAGUAAUAUAUAAUGCUGUAUAGAAUUGGAUGGAUUAUAAAUAAACGAGAGUUUUAUUACUUAAGAUUUAGUUGUUUAAAUGAUAACAAGCUUUAUGAGGUAGAAUGUGAAAAAGACUUUAUCUUGGAAAAAUGUCAUUAAAAACAGUUGGAUGGCUUGUGCAUUAGAUGAAGCUCUUCACAAUGAUAAUUCUUAAAUGGGAUUUUAGCAGAUAAUUUUAGAUGGAAAUAUUUUUACAGACGAAUCCCUUUAUACAAUCUUAAGAAGAAAUAGUUAAACUUUGAAAGAAUUAAAGCUAGUAAAUAUUUUUAUUACUGAGUGUGUUUCUUAACCUCCAAGCUAGUAUGAUAAAUAAGAUGUGUUUUAAUAAAUUUCAAAGUAAAAAGAAACAAGUGGCAUGAAUGACUAAGAUAGUAACCAGAAUAAUGGAACUGGAGAAGAUAGCAAUAGCAAUAUACAUAACAUCUAUGGAAAUGGAAGUGAUGAGAGAAAAAAGAAGAGGAAACAAUUUACUGACUUUAGCUAAAUAUUUGGGCAUGCUUGCAGUCUUAUUCUAGCAGAUGAAGACCUAAAUCUAAAUUCUCUAAAUGUAUUAGAUUUAAGUGGCAGCAUAUAAUAGAAUUACAUUACUUUUAUUUGUGCUAUUUUAGUUAAAUCUCCUAAUAUUACAGAAAUACUGUUAAAAGGAUCUGAAGAAAGAAAGUAUUCUGUACUAAAGUAAAACGAUUUGGAGUAUUUAUCAGAACUUUUAUAUGAAAUGAAGCUUGUUAAGAAGAAUCAAUUAAAACUUAUUGAUAUUUCUUAUAACACAGAAAUUGAAUAAGCUCCUCAAAAUAACCAUUAAAUUAACUAGAAUAUUUAAAACUCUCUAGCUAAUUUUGUAGAAGCUUUGUUGAGAACUUAAGAAUAAUCCAUUUAAAAGCUUUAUAUUCGUGGAAGAAAUGACGAAGGAAAAAAUAUGAUAACUGAUUGGAAUGUUGGUUUGUUAGCAAAAGCAUUUUCUAAAAAGAAGGUCAAGAGUAUGAAAGAGAUUGAUAUCUCCUUUAAUUGCCUAUUUACCAAGAAAUCAUUAUCAGAUCUUGGUUUGUUAUUAAAUAAUAUAUUUGAGUCUUCUCCUAAUUUAUAACUUAUCAGAAUGGUAGGAAAAGAAAAGGAAUCAAUGAUAAAUGACUCAAUAGCAGAAGAAAUUUCUAAAAUUUUAGAUUAAGGAAUAUGUCAGGAGCUUCGAUGUUUAGAUUUCUCCUAAAAUUUAGCAAUGCCAACUGAGAGUUUUAAAAAAUUAAUUCUUUCUUUAAUAUUUAAUUGUGGUAAAUUAGAAUGCUUAAAUUUAGCAGGUUCUAACUCACAUGUUAUGCUUACAAAUGAGAAAGCAGAAAUUCUUAUUAACAUUUUAGAAGACAACGUAGACUUCAUACAGAAUAUCAAAGAAAUAGAUCUAUCUCGUAAUGUAGCUCUUAGUGCACGUGUCUUAGGAGAAUUGGUUAGCAGUAUCUUAAUUAAUUGCAACCAUUUAGAGGUACUUAGAUUGAGAGGGUAUUAAUCAUUUUCUAUGAUAGAAAAUGAGAAAGCAAAAGCUGUUGCAAAUGCUAUGUAAUGCCUUGCUACAAAAAACACUAGCUCUAUAUCAUCAAACUUGACAACAAUUAAUUUUACUUAAAUGUUAGCUAGUUAAAAGAAUAAAAAUAGAAAUUUUGCAAUUAACAAUGCUUUAGGAACUAGUGGUUCUUAAUGCUACUUUAGAAUUUUAGACAUUUCAUUAAAUGACAUAGAUGCAGGGCCUCUCAAUAUUUUAUUCAAAAGCUUAUUAGAGAACAAAUCUGUUAAGUUAAAAUAGAUAAACAAAUCAAGGACUUUAGAUAUAAAGAGACACCAUUCUAGCUAUUAAAAGCAGAUGAUGAUUGAUCAUGAAGAAGUUGAAAAUAACGAGUAAACGUUUUCCUAUUAAGAUAUUAUAAACACUUUUGGUGGAAAAAUAUUCCCUAGUUUACAAGAAGUCAUCAUAACAGAAAUUGCAUUAAUAAAUCCCAACGUAUUGGAGAAUUUUACAAAAACAAUUUUUGCAGGGAGCUUUUAAUCUCUGAAAAAGCUUGGCCUAGUGGGUUCUCCUAAAAUGCAGGUCUUAGAUGAUGAAAGAGUAGAAAUGCUUAGUCAAAUUUUUGAUGAGUAUCAUGAAAAUUUAUAAUUGCUUGAGGAAGUAGAUAUCAGCUAAAAUUCGAUCAAUACAAGUCCACUACAUCUCCUAUUAGAAAGUAUAUUUUAAUGCAAAAGUGUGAAACGCCUUAAAAUUUGUGGAAGUGAGUAAUAUUCCAUGAUCAGCAAUGCUAGAGCUAAAGCUCUUAUUGAAUUUUUUGACUGUAAUAGAAAUAUUUAGCAAGUAGAUUUGUCAUAUAAUGUCAUCGAUGAUUAAAUGGUUUUGACAAAACUUUUAUAAAACAUAAUAUAUCAUAAUUAUUAAACAAUUUAAACUUUAGAUCUUUAUUAUCCCAAUUAUGUUAUUUCAUCAAUUUACAUAGAAACCAUAUCAAAUGUUUUACAAAAAUUUGAUUAAAAUUAAGUUUUAACAGAGCUCAAUAAUGUAAACGUAUCUGCAAUACCCUCUUAAUCUCCAAAAUCAAAAAGAAGACCUUAACAGUUCUAAAAUUUGUAAAUAAAUCCUAGCGCACACUCAAUUUCAAAUUUUGGAAAUAACCUUGAUUCUCCUAACACAGGAAUGAAUUAAAAAAGCCAUAUAUUUGAUAUAUCUCCUUCUUUGUUUGCUUAGAGCUAUAAUCCACAUUUUAACAGCCCUAAUGCCUCUAAAAAGCCUUUUGUAGCAGGCAAUUAUAAAAAUAUUUUUGAAAAUGAAAGUAAGCUAUAGAAAAGAGGCUCAGAAUAAAUUGAAAAAACAAAUAUAUAAACAUAUAACCGCUAGAACAAUACUUUAGAGAAACAAAACUCAUUGAAUAACUCUCCUAAUGGAACUAAUACUACUCUCAAUGAUAAAAAGUAAUUCUAACUUAAUUUGUUGAAAAUUGAAGGCUCUUCAAAUAGCAACAGUGAAGAUCUAGUAAAUAAAUAGAGCAGUUAAAUAAAUCAGCAGUCAAGUAGCCAAAACUAACAAAAUAAUUAGCCUUAAUAAAAUCUAUAAAAUGGCUUAAAACAAAUCUUGCCAUAUAGAAAAGAGUCAGAUGAUGUUACGGCAUAAAUUAAAAAAUUUGAUAGCAACAAUGAACAAGAAAUAUAAUAAACUAACUUCUUUACAAAUUAUUCAUUGAAAGAGUAGGAAACUCUUCCCACUCAGCCUGACUUACAAAAGAAUCCAUCUUCAACAAUUGCAAAUUUUUUUUCAAACUUUCUAAAUCUUAAUUCAAAUAAUCAGAAAGCUCUAGACCUAGAAAAUAGUGCAAACAAGCUACCAUCUUUCUAAGAAAUCAGUAUUUUUGUUUAAGGAUGUAGGCAAGAAAAGUUAGAGUAUUUUAGAAAGGUUAUAAGAAAAUGCUCUAAAGUUUAGCUCAGAGUUAACACAAAUUAUAGAUUAAGUUGUAUUUUACCAACUAAUUAAAAAAAUAAUACAACCUAAGAAAACAUAAAUAAAAGUAAAGCUACUUCACCUAUUAACUAAAACACUGGAGAUCCUGAUACUCUUUAAACUUUAUCAGACACUUUUUAUCUAGAUAAAUUAUCUAUUUCUUAGCUAGAUUUAUCUUCAUGUAUAGAAAAAAUUUACUGGUUUAUGUAAAACAAAAAGACAUUGAUAGUAAAAAGGGAGUCGUUAGAAGAGAUGCCUCUACUUGCUUACUGCUUUUCUUUUAAUAAAAAUUUCAAACUUUUUAAAUUAGAAUCACUAUUUACAAAUUAUGGUAUGACGACUUUAUUUGUAAAUGAACUUUUCCUUAAGACAUGCAGGAGUGUUUUACCAAUUAAGCCUGAUAGCACUUACUUACAUACUAUUAUAUUGAAUGCUAAUUUCUUUAAAAUAUUAGAAUUUAUACCAAAUCAGCUAGAACAUUUAAUCUUCCCAUCUAGCGCUUUGAAUCCAGGAUUUGAAUGCAUUAAAGAUGGAACAUUUAUUCUUUCUAUAUAAUCUUAUUGCCAACAUAUAAUGUCUCUUAAAUCAAUCCAAUUAGAGUACGAAUUUAACUAAGAAGAUCCUUCAUAUUACUAUCUAAAUGAAAGAGAACUUAUUUAAAAGCUUCUUAUAAUGCCUCCUACUAUUAUAAGAACAAAACCAAAAUCUAAUUUAAAUUUCCUAAAAGCGCUCUACAGUAUUUUAUAUGAUUCAUACUACUUUGAAAGCUGUGAAAUAGACUAUAAUGAAACUUCUGCUUUAAAUAAUGGAAUUGCAGUUUCUUUAAUUGAGAAAGCUUACUAAAUGGAUCCAAGCAAAAAGAUAAAUAGAUUUACAUUUUUUAUAAAAAAAAUGGUUUAUUCAAUAUUAGAUUUAAUAAUUGGUAAAGAAACUAUUUAUUAACUAGAUCAGCAGGUAAUUUAACUGAAUAAUGAUAUUAUAAAUUAGAAAGUUUAUGGUAUUGGAUUUAAAGAAAUAUUGAUAAUUAUAAAUAUAUUGUAAUUGUUUACACAGUUUUCUCCUGCUUUAUUUUCUGAUAUUCACAAUCCAAGUGGUAAAAUUUCUCCAAUAGCUUAUUUUAUUUUUGCAGGUUUUGCAGGGUUGAGCUUUAUGGUAGAACUUCUUUUGUAUUUAGGACUUUUGAGAUAUGUCUCUCAUCUAAUACCAGGAUUAUACGUGACAAAAAGUAAGGGAAUAGUUAAUAAAAUAUCGAAUUCAUUAAAAAAGUUUUUAAUGAAUAUAAAAAUGUUUAACUACAAAAUUCUGCGAUGUGGCAUAUAACUUUUUUAAAGUGUUAUUGCUCGUUACGAUACAUUUAGUGAAGUUUCUUUUAUAGUAGCAUGCUUUUAAAAAUAGUAUUACUUAUAUGCAUACAUCUCUGUUGGAAUAUUGGCUUUUAAUCUCAUGUUAAAUUACAUAUAUUUUUUGAGAUACUUAUUUAGGAAGAGAAAAAUAUAGAGAGUUUUGAACACCGAUAAUAUUAUAUAAUACUAUAAAAUAGCAGCUCUAACUGAAUGUAGCGCUUUAAGUGAAGUAUUAGAUUAAAUGUGUCCUUACAACGUUAAGCAUCUACCGGACUGGUGCAUUUUUAGAGGUUGGAGAAACUAAUCUAUAAAUAGUCAUAUCUUAAAUUAUAUGCAAAAAUUCUUACUUAAGAAUCUUCCUUAGAUUAUUUUGUAGAUUCUUUUUUUAUAAAAGAGUGCUGGAUCAUAACUAAAUACGACAGUCAUUAUUUCAAUGACGACAAGUAUCCUGUCGUUUUUUUUAUCGUUUUUGACGUUUUUAACAAUCAGACCAUCAUCUAUUACUUAAAUAGAUUUCAAUGAAUUAGCAGCUAAAAAGCAAAUUGAGCUUAUAUCAAAGUAUAAAAUGGAAGAAUACUAAGCUAACUAAUAAUUUAAAUAUAUUUUUCCUCAAUAUUUUACAUCAAAUCUUGCGAAUUUACCGUUUAAUUUUGGUUAAUCGCUUCAUACUUUAUAAAAUAAUAUCAUAAAUCACACUAAACAAACUGAAAGAGGUUUUGCCGUUACAUCAUAAUUCUAAAAAAAUAGUCUAAAAAAUUUAUAAACAAUUCAAAAGAAUACUACUUUAUAAUAAAAAACUUUAAAAAACAAAAAAUCAAGCAUAUAAUAUCUUAACACACCAAAUAAUAUUAGUAAUCAAAACAACAACAGUACUUUUUAAAAACUCAGGAAUUAAAAAAACAGUAUUUAUGUAGAAUUAUCCCGCUUAAGUGAAAAGUCCAAUCUUUAAGGAAUUUGA
Molecule: messenger RNA, 8610 nt
Organism: Tetrahymena thermophila SB210
Lineage: Eukaryota; Ciliophora; Oligohymenophorea; Hymenostomatida; Tetrahymenidae
Product: transmembrane protein, putative
Exons: 7
Source: RefSeq, a predicted model, not a curated record